UCGCUACUGCCAUCAUCUUCGUUUUGGUCAAUUAAACGUGUUUUGGACUUGCAAAUAUUGUUUGCAUAACGUUAAAAAAUUCUAUUUAUUUUGAUAAUUAGAAUACAAUGAAUAUCGAUGUAUAGUAAACGACAGUUAAUCAAUUUCAAACGGCCUAUACUUUUAGUUUUCUCAUUGUGGUUUUAAGAGAAGAAAAUGCGACCAAUAGCCUUCCUUUGUGUUUCGUCUCGAUUACAAUACCUUUUUCACUAUUUGUGUAAUUCAUUCUCAAUCAACUAUGUGAAUUUACGAUUCUUCAUAGAUUGUGCAAAAUAAUAUAGUGUUAUAAAGUGUAAGCAUUAUCACGAAUACCCUAACCUUUAUCGUGCACUUUGCAUUUUCGGAAGAACAAUUUUUUAUUUAGCUUCAGUGCGUUAAUAUGCAAAAUACAAUAAAGAAUGAGCUGGUUUGAUGCCACUGGGUUUGCCAACUUGGCCAAGUCUGCUUUGAAAGAAGCCCAAAAAACUAUCGACAAAGCAUUGGAUAUCAAAGAUGAAGAUCAAAAAUCUGUGGAGCACCUUACAGAGGAUACAUCAGACUUUUUCGCAACCUGGGGAUUGAAAAACGAUGAAAAUGUUGAUCAAAUAGCACAGAUCGAUGAGAAAAGCAAGGAUUCUAAACAAGAAACAUCGAGUAGCAUAUGGGGCAGUUUCAGUGGAUCCUUCUUUGAAACUUCAAAAUUAAAUGAAGAUGAAAGUAGUCAGAACCGUAUUACUCAUUCCAAAUCUUUACAGAGUACAUCCGACGGAAAUGGGCAAAAAUCUAGGCUUACAUAUUCAUCAUCUUUCUCAGAAGAUUACAGAGGUAAAAUUUCAAGCCCUUGGGAGGAUUCCAAACAUACAAGCAAAGAUUGCAAGGAGGACACAGUUGACAAAGCCCACAAUGAUGCUUCUCAAGAUAUUACCGAUGCAUCUACUUCUGACCCUUUGAAGCAAUCCGAUCCGCUGGAGAUAAUUACUUCAGACAAUACAACUUCCGACGAGGACGACAAAAUGAAAGAUUGUUUGAAUAUCAAUGUAGAGAAAUACGACUGGAGCGAGCACUCCUUAAAUAAAAAUGAUGCUAUUGUUAUAAACGAUCAAAGUGGUGAGUCAGAAUGCGACAAAACUGAAGCCUGCGAACACAGCUUGUGUAUCGAUGACCAUGCGUUGAACAGAAUGUCGUACGUGUCUUCAGAAAAUGAUAAGAAGAGUUUGGAAAGCGUCGAGAUUCUUGGUUCUCGAUCCAAUACCGAUUGCACUACCACACCAGAAUCGGACAGCAAUUCCAUCAGUAAUUCGGCAAGUCCUUCUGCUAUGGGCGCUAAAGUGAAUUCCGAAUCGGUGGAGAUAUUACCAGACAGUCCAGUUACAUCUCCAAGUUCUGUAGAAAUUUUAGGGGAUUGGAAAAGCGAUAGCAGCCCCUAUUUAUCCCCAAUAAAUCCAAGGCGCAGCGAUUCAUCUUCCGCCUUGGAUAGAGGCGAUUCAGUGACGCCCUGUUGGGAAGACAACAGCGCGGCGCAGAGCGGAAGUAAAGAAGAAAAUCAAUUGUAUCCGUCAUCUUCCGAUAUUUCCCCGUACGAAUCACCGAUGGAAGAAGCAAAAACGCCACACACCGAUUCGUUUAUGAGCAGCGUAGAUAGUUCAUCGUCUACGGGGACCUAUCCUGGAGGAUCGGUUCCGUAUUUAAGCAAAAACUUGCCAUCGUCCGGUGUGCAUAACGUGAAAUCUCUCACGUCAGAUAGCGUGGAAGUGAUACCAUACCCGGAUGAACCAGACGAAGCGAGUUUGGCCGAAGAUUCUUACACCUCUGCCUCGGAGAGUACGCUCACCACGAUAUUGGAAACGUUUCAGCAGAAAGAGCAAGCUAAAAGUAAAAUCGAUAUUCCCAUCAGCGUUUCUUGUCCGGAUGAUAAACAAGCUUUGAUAAAAAGUUACACGGAAGUUGGUUUAAAUCUAAGCUUGGACUCCCUAAAAGAGAAACAUAAUUUACAUCUGCCGAUCGAAGCAAUCACCACGCAGCCUAUUCGUAAAUUGAUGGAAUAUCUCGACGGAACGGGUAAAAGAUCCGAAACUGAUCGAAAAAGUCUCGAUCGGCUUUUGAACGUUGCUAUAGAACCAGUGGAACCGAAAACGAAACAGUACUCUGCCGACAAAAUUAUCGUACCGCAUCCAUUAAAGUCGGACACGUUAGAAACUGUGGAUCAGCAUUUAAUGCCAAUAGACUCGAGUUGCGAAGGAACCUCAAACGAAACUAAUUCAGAAGAUAAUCUAUCGCUAAUGCAUAAAUUAGAAGAACAAAUUUCAGAGACACCUUUGACGACUAGUUCGUACGUGAAGACAAUGUUAGCGGAUGCGAUGAUCGAAAAGGGUGAGAUCAUCGAGAUCGAAGGACAGGCCGCGGAUAUGCCUCGAGAGAAUUCCCCCAUUUCCUCGGAAAGUCGAUCCGAUCUGGUUAAAAUUGGUUCAGAUCAAACGAGUGGUCACACCAGUGGAGACGAAUUAGAAACUACAACUUCCAGCGACAUUGAAAUUAUAUCCAGGUAUAGUCCAAAUGGCGAUUCGAGCUCGACGCACUCACGACAAAGUCUGGUAAAGGUACAAUCGGUAAAAAAUAGUGAUCUUUUGACGAAAACUUUAAAAGCUAGAGAACAUUCAAGAGGAUUGAGCGAAAUUAGCGUGGGAUCCGACGAAGGGAACAUCGAGAUAGAGACAUUGUUAAAGCGUGUACAGGAAAUGACAGAAAUAUUAGAAGCUAGAGAAUCGAAGCUUCUAGACAUGAGCAGAAUGAACAUGGAAUUACACGAGCAAAAUAUCAAUCUAAAAAAGCAGCUCGACAAUUUUGAAAAGAACGCGGAGCAAAGUCAGCAUUUGAAUCAAAUUGCUGACGAAUAUACACAACGAUUGUCCGCGUUAGAAAAAAAGUUUCAGCAAGCGAUACGGGAACGAGAUUUGUUGAGGAAGAACUUGGAACAGUUAAAAUUGGAAGCAGCUACGCGUUUAUCCUCCCAAGAGAUGUUUAGUUUGAGCGCCGAGAAAGACGAAAUCAUUAAGGAGCUUAGGGAAGAAGGUGAAAAGUUGAGCAAGCAACAGCUUCAGCAUAGUAAUAUUAUUAAAAAGUUACGAGUCAAGGAAAAAGAAAACGAUGCUUUAAUAAAGAGUCAAAAGGAACAAAUGGAAGAACAGACAUCAGAAUUGGAACGUUUGAAGAGAUCGUUGCACGCGAAAGAAGAAGUCGAACGAUCCCAAAUAGAGGCUGUCCAUACAUUAACGGCAAAAACGAAAAAACAAGAAAAAGAAAUUUUAACAUUACAAGAAAAAUUAGAUAACACUCUCCACAGGAUGGAUGCCUACAAGAAAAGUUUGGAUGCUGCGAAAAUAGAUUUGACCGAAACUAAGAAACUUCUGGCAGCAACGGAAACGGAAUUAAAAGAGGCGACAAACAGCGCCCGGGAAUCGUGUCAGCUUCUUGCGCAAGUAGAAGAACUGAAAGUUAAAUUACGGGAAUCGGAGGAAAUGCGUGUCAAAAAAGAAGAGUUUCUUAAGCACGAGAACAGCGAGCUGCUGAAACGCUUAGAAGCCGCCGAAGCUAGAAGCGAAGAACUUUCGGAAUCGGUAUCGAUGGCCACGAAACCAUUACUUAGACAAUUAGAACAGCUUCAAGCGAAUUUGACGCACAAGUCCAACAGCUUCAUGAAGCAAGAAAAGGCGUUAUCGGAGAAAAAUAUCGAAUUGCAGACCAAAGUGGAAAAUUUAAUUGAAAUGGAACGUUACUUAAAAGAGGAAAAUGUUAACUUAAAGUCGAAAAUAUCUCAGUUAGAAUCGAAACUCACUGCUAAAGAGACCGAAAGAACGCGACUGCAAGAGUCGUACAACGAAUUAAUGAUAAAAAAGGAGAAGCUAAUCGAACAGAAUGUCCGACAUCGGCAAACUAUAGAAACACUUACGCAGUCGCAUUCUUCGCAAAUAACGGAGCUGAACAAAGAAAUUGUGGCGUUAGAAAAUAAACUGGCUGUUGAGCAAGCAGCUACGGACGCAGAAAAGAAGAAAAAUCACGCUAUGUCAGAGCAACGACGAAAUGUUGGAAGCAACGAGCGACUCAGUUCUACCACUGAUAUAGAGGAAGACUCAGUAGAUGCGAUAAACAGUAUUUGGCCGUUAUACCAUUCUGAAGACAAUUCGGAAAGGUACCCGGUGUACGACGGUAUCAGGGCAGGAUCGAGUAGCACUUCCAUAUUUGAGAAUUUGCAAUCACAAUUGAAACAAAAAGAUGGUGAAAUACAGCAACUUCAGUGGGAAUUAUCGCGUCGUAAUACAGAACGGGAUGCACUUAACACUGAACUAUCCACGUUAACCUUAAAGAUCGAAGAAUUGAAUAGCAAAGUUUCGAAUAUUAUGGUUUUGAACGAAAGUUUGCAGGAAAUACAAACACGAUACGACGCGUUGUUACAAAUGUACGGAGAGAAAAUGGAGGAAAAUCAAGAAUUGCGUUUAGACCUUGCAGAUAUUAAAGAAAUGUACAAAACGCAAAUUGAUCAACUUCUAAAACGAGAUACUUGAAAUUGUUCGCGAUUAAAACAUCCUCAUUGAUUCAUUUAAGUUUCAUAGAUACGACGACACGUUCUUAAAUAAUGUUGCUAUUACAACGAAAUCGUCGAGGUUGAUUGAAAACGAUAGGGAAUGGUAGUAAACUAUUGAUACCAAUUAUUAAUCUGUAUAAAAUUACUUUAAGGAAGUAUCGUGAAAGUUGCAAUCUAGUUAAAUUAAUUUUAUGUUUUACGGUCUAUACUUUUGGGAGAUUCGAGCUGGUCACGUUGAGUUAGAGAAUUCAAACUCUGUCAAUUUUAUAUUCCACUUAUUUAAUGUUUGUGUAAAAUUGCAAAAGCUGCAGUUUGAAGUUCCGUUCACUCCGCAGUUAUCGCUGUCGUCAAUCGAUGGACGACUACCAGACGAGUAACUAUUCAAAUCAAUCUCCGUUGUGUACGUAUAUGCGCGCAUACAUGUAUAUACAUCGUGUAAAAGUAGAGUAAGAAGGCAAACAAUGUGAUAUGAAGUAUAAUAUAUCUUUUAAAGUUUCUCAUAUUGUAAUAUACAAUUGAAUUACAAUGUAAUUUAUUAAAAAAUUACGUUCGUUUACUGAGAAUGGUAUCUCUUUUGUAGCUACAAACGAGAUAUCGAAAGAUUCAAAAUUUAAGGUCGUAAUUUUAAAUUGGGAGUUGAGAACUUAUUGACACAUAAGUCUGCACACACGGGCGUACACAUACAUAGGCAAGUAAGCGAGCAAGCAAAGCAUGCAGGCAGACAAAGACUCAUAUUCAAUAAGAAUAAUACGUAUCGGA
Molecule: messenger RNA, 5356 nt
Organism: Colletes gigas
Lineage: Eukaryota; Metazoa; Arthropoda; Insecta; Hymenoptera; Colletidae
Gene: Tmf
Product: TATA element modulatory factor
Exons: 11
Coding region: 438-4577 (1379 amino acids)
Cellular component (GO): endoplasmic reticulum; Golgi apparatus
Source: RefSeq, a predicted model, not a curated record